GUGGAAGGCACACAUACGCAAUCUGCACAGGGGUGGACGGCAAACCCAGCAAACUUUGCAAGCCGUUCAUCGUUUCCCGAGCAAGAGCGACGCGUGGCAGCUGUAGAACACUCGUUCCGGAAGAGCAAGAGGUGAUCUCGAGCGGCGAGCGGAGAGUUGGAUAUCGCCUUGGUGCACAGGGCCCCCCGGGAGCGAGAGAGAAAGCCGACACACAACCCGGAAGCAGGCAGGGCCACGCCGGCAACAGCGAGCCAUGAACUUGCCAGCGGGAUGGGAAAUCGGAAAGGAUGCCACCGGACGAACGUUCUACAUAAACCACGAAACCCAGCAGACCCAGUGGAACCACCCGGCCGAUCCCACGCCCGAGUUACGACGACCGCCGAGCUACGAGCCCCCGAGCACGGACCUCUACGUCGCGCAAGGAGUUGCAACUGCCACGGCGGUGCCGGCACCCCUGUUCGUGCAGGCAGUCGGAGCACAACCAGGAAUUCAGGCCGGUCAUCAUCCUCACGCCAGCGAGGUGGUCACCACGCAGCCCGGUCCUGGACACACGGUGACUGUGGUGCGGAAUUGUCCGCCAAACGCGCCGGAUGGUGGCCAAUGGAGGCAGGAGAGGUACUGCGGGCUCAUCACGUGGCUGGUCGCCCUCUUCGUUGUCCCGUUUAUCGGCUGCUGCAUGCCGUGUUGUCCGUGCGACGAGCGGACUGUUUAUAUCGCACACGGCGUACGGUACAACAAAGACGGCGCCAUCAUUCAACCAAGUUGCUGUGGCUGUGGCUGAUGAGAGAGGGAGGGAGAGGGAGAAAGCGGAGAAGAGAUUCUCCGGAGACAGGGACGCGACCGGCACAAGGAAACAAGCAUGACUUGUUAAUAAUCAAGUUGGGGGGGGGGGGAUCAAGGCUCACGACGCCGCCCAUUCGUGACAGCCGCUGCCCUUGUUGCCCCCCCCCGAACUUGUAGCCGUCAUCUUCGAGAAGGAGAGUCGGAACUAGGAAAUUUCCCCCACUCUUAAUCUUUACUCCUGUAUGCAGGCUGCUGGGGGGAAAGGAGUCCGGUGUGCGGCGACGGGGCAGCGGAGAUAAAAUCUAUUCCGCGGGGUGGCGGAGGGGGGGGUGGGGGCUUCCGGACACUCCCUAAAUUGUGGAACAUCCAAAGGGGGGGAGAGAACGAUGCUCACCGACGGGGAGUAGCAUGGUCGGGAGCAACGGAGGGGGCGAUCGACACGCGCCUUUCGUGGGGACUAUUGUAUUUCGUGCCGGAGAUCGGUGAGGCCUCGUUUUUUUUUUGUGCCCCUUUUAGAAGAGGACCGACAGAAGUAAGGUAGAUACGGAGGAAGCGUGGGGGCAGGUCUCUCUUCGGCAACGAAAAGUGUUGAAGCAGAUACCUUGACUCAGCGCCUGAACAAAUAGGGGCUGCACGGCGGACCGGAGAAUGCGCCCGAAGGAAUAAUUUCGGAAUCAGGAGGUCGGGUGGGCGGGGGGGGCGAAGGUGAUGCCGCUGGUCAACCUGUGCCGGCACGUGGCGGUUUUUACCUUGCGGGGGAACGGCUGGUUUCGUACUUGUAUCUACCAGCAUACCGGCCCUCAUGCUUGUGUAUUGUUACGUACGACGACCAGAGCGAGAGGGCGGGGGGGUUGCAAUCGGCAGGGUGUUGACCGUGUAAUGUAUACCAAGACGAGGCUGGUGGUUUCCGCCACCGUCAAUGUCACGUGCUGCCUGCUGCCCCUUGGUUUGGUACGUUGUUCGCGCAACGUGUGUACGGAGACUUGGUCGUUCGGUGUGCGGUUUGCGCAAUGUGCGUACGAAUACUUGGUCUGAGCGCCUGGCGAACGGGUGCGGUGGUUUGUUUGGUUUCGGUGUCGCUGUUGCUUCGGAAGCCAUGCUGGGGAUGAAGCGCCUUCGCCGUUCCCAAGCGGGGUGGGUAGCUGUGAGAUAAAGUUCUUCUUUGUGGAUUGGUUGGAUGUCGCCACACACAAUAUUGUUGCCAAAAGCAAGUCGGAAAGAGUGUUGACCACGGCAGCGACAGCCGGGUAAGGUCCGAGUGUGUUUUGUGUUUCAUUGUGGCCAUCCGUACUACCUGGUGCGCUCGUGUUGUGUUUCAAUGCAGCCCUUUCACAACGCCCCUGGUGCGGUAGUCUAUUCGGCUACAUACCAAGCAUGGGGCGAUUUGUGCGGUUUUCUUUACUAACCUCGGUCGGUGCUGUUGUGUGUUGUUGGCGCAUCGCGUGCUUGUCUCUUUGUGUCUGUCUUCUCACGGCCAGCGUAGACUUGCCACAGCAGUCUUUCCCAUAUCGCAUGGGAGUCAGCGGUAAAAGCAGUAGCGUCCCAUUCGUUUUGGGCGGUCUCCUCCUGAUGACAGUCGUUACUUCGUUGCCGUGCGUGAAAGUAUUUUUAAGUUUGUUUUUGCUAGACAGGCAUGUUGGUCGGUUUGCGUGUGGUUUUUGUAUGCUUCGUACAGCUCCAAGACACAGGUCCGAUGUGCGGUUGGGUGUGCGCAAUUUUCCGUUCCACAUGGAAUCGAGCUUGGACAUAUUAUUGGUGGCCUGGUUUGUUCCAAAGUGUGUAGAUGAAGAAAGUACAUCUGUCCGCCUUUCCCUCCGUUAAUUCCAUUUUUCGUGUCUCUUGCCGAAAACGACAAAGAAAGGCACCUGUUCGUUGGAGAAGUUGAACCCAUCCAAUGUAACUUUUGAUACGAUUGCUGUGUUUGUAGUCCGUAGCUUGGGGUUAGUUUGUGAACACGUAAGUUCCCUUUCGGCCUCUGAAUACAUAGCAUGGAAAUCAGUCAGUGGCGGGUUCCGCGCUAAAGCUCAAUAUUUGGGGGGGGUUCCGUGAUUUCUCACCACGUACCUUCUAUGGUCCGAAAUUUUUAUGGCAUGGUCCUACGAUGAAGUUAGGGUGCUGUGCGAAAUUUGAGGUCAUAAGUCGUUCGUCUUGCCCGGGUUUCAACCAAUAUUAGUUUAUUUCGGUGGCUAAGAAUCCGUAACGCAGAACCCGGGGAUGGUCGCAAAAAAUCCCCGUGUUUGAAAUUGGCUCGGAUGAAGCUGAAAUUUUCCAUCUGAGCUAAUUUUGGGGCGGGGAACACGAAUCCGGCG
Messenger RNA from Ectocarpus sp. CCAP 1310/34, 3092 nucleotides. NCBI's taxonomy places the organism in Eukaryota, Phaeophyceae, Ectocarpales, Ectocarpaceae. The record is from the annotation of a GenBank genome assembly.